AUGGCCAGCGCGCUUACGAAUAGUGUCACCGACGACAAGAAUGAAUCAGAGGCGACUGUGGAAGCUCCAAGUUUCUACGAUACAAAAGUCUUCCGUUGGCUAUCUCUUCUGCUUUAUCUCGGUGGUAUAAGUGGUCUUGGUUUUAUUUUAUCGCUGUACUAUUUGUUCUUCUUCGACUCAACGAUGCCCGAUAUACAUCUGAAGUUCCCGAUAUCUAUAGAUGGAAAACCAGUGCAAAAGGUUCAAGCAUAUCCUUGA
Anastrepha obliqua is the source of this 258-nucleotide messenger RNA. RefSeq lists its product as uncharacterized. The coding region runs from base 1 to 258 and encodes 85 amino acids. NCBI's taxonomy places the organism in Eukaryota, Metazoa, Arthropoda, Insecta, Diptera, Tephritidae. The transcript has a single exon. The record is from RefSeq and is a predicted model, not a curated record.